Molecule: messenger RNA, 760 nt
Organism: Trichoderma virens Gv29-8
Lineage: Eukaryota; Fungi; Ascomycota; Sordariomycetes; Hypocreales; Hypocreaceae
Exons: 1
Coding region: 63-677 (204 amino acids)
Source: RefSeq, a predicted model, not a curated record
AGCGAAGAAACCGCAGGCGGCGCCAGGAGCGUGUGGCCAUACCGCUUGCUCAGUUUGAAUCAAUGGCUCGACUCUCAGGCUCACGCCAGGCUUCCGGCUCCGGUUCAUUGUCAAGACAGCCUUCCGGGAGCGACGCGCUUGGAGACGACGACGUGGCCUCUCCACCAAUGGGCUACUUCCCCCCUCCCAGCUCACGCCCUCGCCCAAAGUCUGGUAUUUCUACAUCUCGGCCAUCUAGCAUCCAUGAGGACACGUCAAAAGACCCCUUCCAGUAUCAAACAGCUGGGCCCCGUGCUUCACAUGCUGCUCCUAAGCGCCAUGGCUCUGGUCAGUCAUCAGAUCUGAGUUCUAUGUCACGCCGUGGCAGGCCCGGGUCCACGUCUGGCUGGAGCCAGCAAGGAUCGUCAAGGCGGCAAAGCUCCGAGGAGACCAGCGAGGAGCUGUCUCUGGCGGACGAGAGCCCAGUUCAAGCUGCCAAGGGUAGAGAAGACAUAGUGGUCGAGGUGGAACCUGAGUCUCCUCCUGGGCGUGAACAGGCCUCGUCGCGCACGCGUUCAACAACGAGAAAGAGGCCUGAGCCGGCGCCGACAAGGAGGACGACAUCGAGUAGGACGACUACGGGAUCAGGGACUUCUUCGGGAGUACGAAGGAAGAGGAGAGAGGGUGAAGCGCGUUGAUUCGGUCUGGUUGAUUCCUCUUGCGAAAAGUUUGAUUUAAUAGGCUCGUAUUAUUAUGAUGAAUAUAUACUCGUGUCAGGAUA